AUGGCGAACCCUCUCGACACCGAUGCCGGCUCGGAGCUGUUCAGCACCUACGAGGCCGAACUGAAACUUGUGGAAGCCGACAUCAACCAGAAACUAGACCAGGUACCAGAGCUGGCCGGCGAAGAGCGCAAAGCCGCCAUCCGCGGUGCGGAGCGGGCACUCGAGGAGGCGAAGGAGCUGCUGGACCAGAUGAACCUAGAGAAAUCCAAUAUUCCGACCUCGGUGCGGUCCAAGGUGAACGCUCGAUUUCGCAAUCACCAGUCCGACGUGGACGGCUUGAAACGCAAGUUGAAGUCGCUGGCCGACACGGACCGCAAACAACUCUUCGGCGAUCGAUACACAGAUGACCCUGAGGCCGGCCUCCGGGAUCCGCAACUCGAGCAGCGUCAACAGUUGUUGUCGGGCACGGAACGGUUAGGACGCAGCAGUGACAGACUGAGGGAUUCGCAGCGGAUUGCGCUCGAGACGGAGCAGAUUGGUGCUUCGACCCUGGCAGAUCUGCACCAGCAGCGCAAUGUCAUUGAAAACACACAUCGCAAUCUACUGCAAAGUGAGGGUUAUGUGGACAGGAGCGUCAAGACGCUGAGGGGGAUGGCGCGUAGGAUGGCUACCAAUCGGGUAAUCACGAUCGCGAUCAUUACGGUGCUGGUACUCCUUAUCAUUGGCGUGAUUUACAGCAAGUUCAAGUGA
Capronia coronata CBS 617.96 is the source of this 690-nucleotide messenger RNA. RefSeq names its product vesicle transport through interaction with t-SNAREs 1. The record is from RefSeq and is a predicted model, not a curated record. The transcript has 3 exons. Gene Ontology annotation, biological process: intra-Golgi vesicle-mediated transport; retrograde transport, endosome to Golgi; vesicle fusion with Golgi apparatus. Gene Ontology annotation, molecular function: SNARE binding; SNAP receptor activity. NCBI's taxonomy places the organism in Eukaryota, Fungi, Ascomycota, Eurotiomycetes, Chaetothyriales, Herpotrichiellaceae. Gene Ontology annotation, cellular component: SNARE complex; late endosome membrane; Golgi apparatus. The coding region runs from base 1 to 690 and encodes 229 amino acids.